Messenger RNA from Hevea brasiliensis (rubber tree), 451 nucleotides. RefSeq names its product protein DETOXIFICATION 20-like. Gene Ontology annotation, molecular function: antiporter activity; xenobiotic transmembrane transporter activity. Gene Ontology annotation, cellular component: membrane. The transcript is spliced from 4 exons. The coding region runs from base 116 to 451 and encodes 111 amino acids. Lineage: Eukaryota; Viridiplantae; Streptophyta; Magnoliopsida; Malpighiales; Euphorbiaceae. Gene Ontology annotation, biological process: transmembrane transport. The record is from RefSeq and is a predicted model, not a curated record.
GCCAAAGCUGCAAAAUUUUCUGUUAAAGUCAUUCUCUUCAUUUCACUGUGCCUUGGAGUCUUUUUUUUCAUAGUAUGUUUAGCUUUUGACAGCCAAAUUGCUAAACUGUUCACCAAUGAACAAAUUGGUCAUUAAAGCUGUGUCCAAUCUCUCUCUUCCACUUGCCUUCUCAGUUCUACUUAACAGCUUCCAGGCAGUACUUACAGAAGCGGCUGUAGGUGCUGGUCAACAGAAUAUGGUUGCAUACAUUAACAUCAGCAGCUAUUGCAUUGUUGGGGUUCCAAUUGGGGUUAUUCUUGGAUAUGUGGCUCAUCUGCAAAUCAAGGGUAUAUGGAUUGGAAUGACAAUUGGAGUUGUAAUGCAAGUCAUGGUUCUUGGCUACGUUACAUCAAGAACUAAUUGGGAUGAACAGGAUGAUCACUUACGUGAACAAAGCAUUGGAAAGUCUUAA